UCCUAGCUCGCUCGAUCGUUUCUUAUCGUGCCGAUACCGGAUCGUUGCGAAACGAUUUGUCGCACGUUUACCGGACACUCGCCGAUCAUUCGAUUCUAGUCAUCGAUACCAAAGCAGGGUAGCGAAAUGUCACGAAUAUCAGCGAUUUUGCGCGAUUCAUGGAGAAUGAGAUAUGCGUGUUAGAGAACGUUUGAGGUCGCUGACGGAUUGGAAUUGGCAUUAAAAAGAUAGCGCUAUCCCAGCGGCGCUUGUUUUUCCGUGGUCCGAGCGACGGGGGAAGACCAGAGAUAAAUAGCCCGUUCUGGAAUCGUGGCCUGGCAGAGUACCGAUUAUCUUCCGAAGAGGAAGAAAGCUGGCGAGAGACAAACGCUUAAUCAUGUGGAUUACCAAAACUCGAGCCAUCCUUCUGUUUCUCCUGGUGUUCCUGGCAUCUACCUGCUCAGGCGCUACCAAUUCCGCUCCGCUGAGGAAACAAUUGAAAAUCUUGGCCAUCUUCGGUCACCCCGGUAAGAGUCACUUCGACGUGUUCAAGCCGCUUGUCGAGGAAUUAGCGCGUCGAGGUCAUGGGGUGACGGUGAUCUCCCAUUUCCCGAGAACCGAGAAGGCGAUCGCGGCGGAACCGCUGCCCACGUACAAGGACAUUAGCCUGGUGGACGAAAAUCUCGGCGUGUUCGUUAACGUAGUCGAUCUGAACUUGAUCGACAACUCCUACACCCGAAUAUUCAAAAACAUGUACAUGCUGUACUUCAUGUCCAACAUAUCCUGUACAAUCGGCUUGCAGAACGCAGCCGUGAAGCAGCUGCUUGCCUCAGGGCAGAAGUUCGACGUGCUGCUCACAGAGAGCUUCAAUACCAAUUGUUUCAUGGGACUCGUGUACAGGAUCAACGCGCCUUUUAUACAAAUCUCGACUCACCAGCUGAUGCCAUGGGUGAUCGACGAACUGGGACUCUCUCAAGAGACUAGUUACGUACCGGCGUUGCUCACGCGUUUACCAAAGCCUAUGAACUUGUUCGAGAGAAUGAGCAACCUGGCAGCAACGUGGUUCAUGUCGGCGAUGUUCCACACCUUCUUCGAUUGGCGCGAUCGCUCUCUGAUAGAGAAAAAUUACGGUCCAGGUACUCCUGACCUUCAGUCGAUCAGUAAUAACGCGUCGCUCAUAUUCGUCAACACCCACUACACCAUUCACGGGUCCACGUCGUACCAGCAAAACGUAAUCGAGAUCGGUGGCCUCCACAUUCCGCCGAGUGUGAAACCCUUGCCAAAGAACAUCGCGAAAUUCCUCGACGAAGCCCACGAGGGUGUCCUGUACUUCAAUCUAGGCUCUAUGGUGAAAACGUCCUCUAUGCCGAAGGACAAGCUGGACGUGUUGCUCAAGGUGCUCGGUUCCAUUCCUAGAAAAGUGAUCUGGAAGUGGGAAGCGGAUGACAUGCCGGAUUUACCCAGCAACAUCUUCAUCCUUAAAUGGCUGCCUCAGUAUGACAUAUUGAAUCAUCCGAACGUUAGAUGCUAUUUCGGCCAUGGUGGUCUCCUUGGAUUAUCGGAGGGAGUCCAGAGCGGAGUGCCGAUGGUGCUCAUGCCUUUCUUCGGUGAUCAAUAUCAAAACUCGAUGGCGGCUCGGGCCAGAGGCGUCGCUGUAAUGCUGGAUUACGCGCAACUGUCGGAGGAGACCGUGAGGCACGCUUUGGACGAAGUAUUCAACAAUACGAGAUACUACGAGAACGCAAAAAGGUUGUCAAAGGCUUUCAGGGAUCGUCCCGCGAGUCCGUUGGACACAGCGGUGUGGUGGACGGAGUACGUGGGUCGAGGGAACGGGGUGCCAUACUUGAAGAGCGAUGCAGCGAACAUGUCCUGGUGCCAACGCAAUCUCAUCGACGUCGCCGUCGUUUUCCUACUGCUUCUUCUGCUGGUUCUCUACGUUACGUACAGAGUAUUCAGACGCGUUCUCGCGAUGAAGACGGCGGGUCAGAAGAAACGGGAAACGUCGAAAAAGACGAAUUGACGACGGUGUCGUUGACCGUCUUAAAACUUCGAAUAGCGUAAGGAACAUGUUUCGCGGAGUGCACGGAAUGAGUAUGGGGAACGAGUAUGGGGACAAAGUUCGCGACACGUACGCGAUUAUACCACACACCUAGGGUACUCUUCGAGCUAGCCUCGAAGCUUCCGGAUCUUUCUUCGCUGAGACAACGAGUCUGCCCGAGGCGAGAUUCGGCGUUUCGACAAUGGCCAAUCACGGGGUCUUUUUAUCGCAGCUGCGGGUCGAUAAAUUAAAUCAUCAGCGUCCGCAGGCGGCGCGUGUCUGUAAUUCUGAUUACAGCUCUCGAGAUGGAAGUCUGGCCAAUUUUCGCGGAUGCUCGUUCCCUCUGUGCCCGAAACAAGGACAGCGGAUGCGGAAACGGAGGCCGCGGUCAAAGACGGACAGUGUUACGAAAAAAGGCAACCUUGAGGUGUGCCCGGAGGAACGAGGAUGGCACGGGAGGAGGCGGAGGUGGACGGAAGCGAGAGAGGAAACCAGCUUUGCGGGCAUUACUCGGUAUUUCCCAGGUGGCCGAGUCACCGACUGCGUCAACUGGCUUCGACUCGCGACAACGGUAAAGGGAACAACGGGGAACAACGGCGAACAACGAGGCAGUAACUACGUUCACAGGUAGAGGCGGCGGUCCCGAGGAGCCAGCGGUGCCCUCGAGUGCAGCGAAUAUCGGUGGAAGAAGAGGAGCUCCGGUUGAAGAAGAAGCAGGAGGACGAGACAGUGACGGCAACGAGGAUGGAUCGCGUCUAACAUCGACGGAUUAAACGGGACGGGAUGUUCGCCUGUGUUCCCUCGCAUUCUCGGUUCUUCAUCCUCCACCGGUUUCUCAGCAGCCUCUUUCGACGUCGCGGAUUCUCGCAUGGCUGGCCAAGCAGCAUGAGAAACGUCGGCUCGGCUCAUGAAGAUACAAACGAGACGAUAAACCUGGUGACUCGUCGAGGUUCUCUUCCUCUUCGCGAGAUAAGCGUCCGGAUAAGUCGCUGGUGGCCGUGACGGUUCGCCAGCGCUACACACGCGUCCUAGAGAACCGAAUUUCUUUCGCGUUUUACAAAUUUCCUUUGUCGCGAUUUUUCUCGCGCGAUUGACUCUUCGGCAGAAAUAGAGGAGCGAAUUAAUCGCGGCAUUUCGAUAAUGUAUUUCCAUAAUGUAUCUCGAUAAUGUAUUUUCACGAUACGCAAGGAAACUGUUGGCGAGAUGAUCACGGAGUACCGUAAAGCGAGUAAUCGAUUUGAAAUGCGGUGAAAACUCGAAUUACGCCCCGGUGUUUGUAAAUUUAUUCGAAGUUUCCCCGAGUGAUCCUUCGGUUUGGAUGCAACGCGAAACGUUAAAGCGUCCAACUCGGAGCGCUGCUAAUGCAUCGGAGCAGACCUCGCGGUCUCCUCGGUCGCAACCGGAUUCCGUUCCAACGGGCAGAUUAUUUCGUACUUGCGUCGGAUUGCGUCAAAUAUUUACGCGACAAAGUUUGCGCUGGUGCGCGCCGCAAAAAUGCGCGGCGAGACGUUAUUCCGCGGAAAAGUGUGCGCGCGACGCGAUUCCUUGGCCGGUGACCGACGCGUUGCGACGGCCAUUCUCCGGAAUGGCCGGGGGAAGAAGCGGGAUGGAAGGAAAUACGCGUGUUUCCUCGGUCGUUGCGGUUCACGUUCGUCCGCUCGUUGCUCCUUUUUCCCCGCUUUGUCCGCCGUUCCGCAAGCUUUUGUACUCGCGGAGCGACUGGUCGCUGAGCUGAACGGCGGUCGAUGAACGUCGAGAAUCGAAACUUCGUUUCGCGCGAAGAAAUAAAAUUCGUUGCUUGUCUUGAGAAUCGGGUCCGAUCUUCCUUGUUUUCCAGCGAUCGAAAUUUUCCGCGUUAGGAGAGGGUGGAAAACUCGCGUUUUCCGUCAGCGGCCCCGGCGCUCGGUCCGACGAUAAUAUUUACCGAUGACGAGACCGGUCCGUUGCGUUGAAAGUUGGACGGGAUCGGCUUCAAAGGGGAACUUUCCUUGAAGCAGACCCUCUGGACGGACAGGAAGCUUUUUAAAAAGCGAUUCGAGACGCGAAAGGGCGGUAGAGCGGGGGGCGCGGAGUGGAGGGAAACGUAGUUCCGGCGAUACGGUACUUUUUCUCCGGCGUAAUGGAAUGUAAAGUUCCCGAUUAAAUUGCAUCUUUAAGCGAUCCUCACCGGUGAGAUGUUUUUUGUGAAAAUAUAGCCGAAGUAACCGAGAAAUAUCAUUAGCCCCGUGUCUUCGCCGAUUCUUCCUCGUAGCUCGCGAUGCUCGGGAAUCUAUUAAACGUUUUACACGGGGAAAAAGCGGGAUCGUUUCUCUAGCGGCACUUGUUGUCGGAAAAAAUAUUUUUUCCAGUUAUUCCAGCGUGGAAACACUCGUCUCAUUGUCGCGAUCGGGAUGGUUCCGCAGGAGCAGUUCAAUGGUAUCCCUCGCGGUUUAGAAUAAUCUUCCUGGAACGCAGCCGUUCCGUAUCCUCUGUAUCCCCAUUUUUCUAUUCGUCUCCCUUCCGUUUGUUUAUUUCUCCGUGUAUCUGCUUCGUUCUUCCCCACAUUUUUCUAUUAUUUAUUUUCGUCAGAUCCGUGGGAAGUUCAGGGUGCACAAGUUGCAGCAGUCGCGGCACGGAACGCGUUAAAACACUCUUGUCUCGAUGGAGGCAUUGAAACGCGAGCGUAACGCUCGUAUGAAUGAAAUUCGAAGAAAGGGUGGUGCGUUCCGAGUAAUGCGUUCAAGGGGAUGAAAAGAGGGCUUACCCUGAGUUUACGCCGUGUCAUUUCGCGCUCGCUUUAACUUCGUUGAUUGAAUCAUGAACGGGACCCGCCCCUUUCCUCGCAACGGGCCUCCCUCCGGGAGGGUUCUUCUCUCCCUGUCCCCUCUCGCGCUUUUACACAGGGUAGAUCACGAGAGCAGGUCAAAUGGAAUAGGAUUCGGUUGUCUGUUGCUCGUGAACGUAGAUAGGCCAGCGAAAUUCUGGUCCACUCACGCGCUCAAUUUUUUCUAUCGACUCGAUUGCUGUAGAAAAUGAAUUGUUUGAUAUGCUAGACGUUAAAGGGACAAUUGAUAGCCGUUUAUGGAAAAACACGCGACUCGACGUUUUCAAGCGUGUACUGGUUAAUCCGGGGAUACUUUCGGUAAGUAUCCCGUUUUAUUUAGGCAGAUGAAUAUUCGACGGGAUUCCGUGGAAUUUCAUGGAAAAUGUUAAAAAUUGUUUCUUCCUGCUUGGUAUUUCCGCACAAGCCGCCGGCUUCAACCGCGAGCGCACGAAAUCCUCCCACCCCUCUCUCGCUCUCUUUCUCUCCUUUUUUUUCCACCACCGCAAUAUUUUAAAGCAUCGACGUUCUCCGCUGAGGAAACGUCCGAAAUUCGUGGACGAGCGGAUAAAAUUCGCGGAAAAAGAGCUGCCGUGCGAUGAACAAGAGCGCGCGCCGUGUUGCGCGUUUUUCGACUUUCAGCGUUGCCAGGGUUGGUCGUUUUUAAAAAAUUUCCUGUAUUUUUCGCCAUUCGAAUGGGACUGCCUUUAAAAAGCCGCCGUUCGAAUGCGCUCGAUGCCCGCUCGCGUUCUCGUUUCCAGCUCUGAACCGGGCUACAUAUUUUACCGGCACGAGUCACACACAGUUCAAACGCAUUCUUUCAUCGUGAUUUUAGGUCAAGCGAUCCCCUGUUCGUGAAUGUGUGCAGUUGGCGGAAACGCGCAAGAUUCACCAAGAAUCCGGAUUUAAUUAAGCUAAUUAAAUUCCGGAUGCGCGUGCGUUCUCCCUUGCCGUGACUGUGCACGGGCGGGAGUAACGCGUAUCAACGAAAUUAACCGGAAGCAAAGGGCGUUUCCAGCCGCGAGACGAUGGAAUACGGUACAAAAGUCCGACAGAGCGAACGAUAUUUACUCAUAUUUUGUAAUACGAUUCCAUCCGACCGGCUGCUAGAGUAGAAUUCCAAUAUUUACUUGGCCCGUAAUCUAAUUUAAAUGUAAUUCCUUCGCGAUCCCUCCAGUUUAAACAUUUACUUCCUGUUUGCCCAACUGUUUGUCGAACCCCGGCAGCCUAGUCCAUUUUCAAUCCGGGCAGCAAACUUUUCAAUUAGGCCAACGUUUUUCUUUAAUUUUCCUGAUUGGCCGCGUCGCGUCGUUGCAGCUGAUGCUUCGCCGUUCUACCCUCUCGUCGGAUGAUCCCGCGACGUCUAUCACGUUGCCAUCCACGUCCAUUUUCCUAAUGACUCGUCGAGACGGGAGAUCGCGAACCUUCGCGAUACCAGCCUGCUGACUAUUCAAAUGUAAAUUCUCAUCCUUUCUCCGUAUAAGGAGGAGGCAACAGGUGCGCGAUACACCGAGGCACCGAAUCGGGUACCCCUCGCCGCCAUAUUCUCCUUUUUCCACCGGUCGAAUCCCCCCGUAAGCGGCCAUUAUUCGUCCAC
This is a messenger RNA of Eufriesea mexicana, 6414 nucleotides long. RefSeq names its product UDP-glycosyltransferase family 37 member C1. Gene Ontology annotation, molecular function: UDP-glycosyltransferase activity. The record is from RefSeq and is a predicted model, not a curated record. Bases 377 to 1999 code for a protein of 540 amino acids. NCBI's taxonomy places the organism in Eukaryota, Metazoa, Arthropoda, Insecta, Hymenoptera, Apidae. The transcript is spliced from 4 exons.